CAUGCGCAGAGUGCUUACUAAAGUUUGGAGUGAUUCGUGGAAGUUUGAGAUUUGGAGGAAAAAAAGCCUAGCAGAAAGUCGGGGACUUGUAAAAUGGCUUUUCGCAGGAGAAAUAAGAGUUAUCCUUUCUUCAGCCAAGAAUUUCUCAUUCAGAAUCACGCUGACAUUGUCUUUAGUUUGGUUAUUUUCAUUUUGAUUGGACUGAUGUUCGAGACGACAGCCAAAACAGCCAUUUUAUUCAUCCAGCCUCAGUACAACAUCAGCACCAUGAGUGCAGAUGGAGAAAUGACUCUGUAUCAUUAUGGAUGGAAAGACUGUGCCACUGUCCUCUUCUAUCUUUGUAUCACCAUCAUCCUUCACGCAGUGGUUCAGGAGUAUGUGCUAGAUAAAGUUAACCGGCGUCUCCACCUGUCGAAGAGUAAAAACACAAAGUUUAAUGAAUCUGGGCAGCUGUGUGUGUUUUACCUGGUGUCCAGUGUAUGGAGUCUCUAUGUCAUUGCCACAGAGGGAUUCCUCCUGCAUCCCAGCAGCCUUUGGGAGAAUUACCCUCAUGUUCACUUGAGGUUCCAGGUGAAGUUCUUCUACCUCACACAGCUGGCAUACUGGUUUCACGCAUUGCCCGAGCUUUACUUCCAGAAAGUGAGAAAGGAGGAAGUCCCUCGUCAGUUGCAGUACAUCAGUCUCUAUCUGUUGCACAUUCUGGCUGCGUAUCUGUUGAACUUGACACGGGUCGGGCUGGUCCUGUUGUUUCUGCAGUAUCUUUCUGAGAUGGGCUUCCAUCUGUCUCGACUGUUCUACUUCAUUGAUGAAAACCACCACAAAAUGUUUGAGAUGUGGUCCGUUGGGUUCGUCCUGACCCGUAUGAUUACUCUGACUCUGAUGUUCCUGGCUGUCGGCUUUGGUUUGGCUCGUUCUGAAAACCAGAUGCUUGAUUUGGAGACUGGAAACUUCAACACUCUUUCUAUCAGGUUGCUGGUGUUGUUCAUGGUGUGUUUCACUCAAUCCUGGAUGCUCUGGAAGUUCUUCCGGUUCCAGCUGAGCCGAACACGCGAGCUAAGGUUGGAGCAAGCGGCCCGGAAGAGAGCGGCCGCCAAACAACAGUCGCAGCGCACGCUGAAGCGAGAUUCAGUCGGUCAUCAUGAGAACGGACUCAUUAAAGCAGAGAACGGCACAUCUCCUCGUCUCAAGAAGAUCAAAGCGCCGUAAACUCCAGCCUCACACACACACACCGAGGGCACAGGAAACAGAUCAUCUGCUUUCUGUUACCACAUCAAGAGAAGUGCAUGUGGCGUUUCUCCAAGGAAGUGACAUCAGGACUAGGGAACGGCAACGAUUAAUCGCGAUUAAUCACAUCCAAAAUAAAAGUUUGUGUUUACAUAAUAUAUGUUUGUGUAGUGUGUAUAAUUAAUUUGUGUAUAUAUAAACACCCACACAUGCAUGUAUAUAUUUAAGAAAAAUGUGUUAUUAAUAUAUCAAAUAUUUAUAUUUAUAUAUAAUAUUAAUUGUGAAUAAAUAUAUAUAAACUAUAUACAUGCAUAUGUGGGUAUUUAUAUAUACAAAUUAAUUAUACACACUACACACACAUAUAUUAUGUAAACACAAACUUUUAUUUUGGAUGCGAUUCAUCGUGAUUAAUCGUUGCCCAUCCCUAAUCAGGACCCUCAACAGGCUCUUGUCAACGUUUCUAAACUUUUUUCCAGUUUCAGUAUUCAUUAUUUCUUCUGCAUACGUUUUCUACACAUCACUCCGUCUUUCUUUAUUAAAGUGCUGUUUUGAGGAUAGUUUGUUUUUCUGCAUCUGCAUUUUGAGGUAUAAAACUGGCAACUAUGGUGGCCUUGAAAGGACACUCAUUGAGAUGAUUUUGUGAGACUUCACACAUUCUGAGUUUGUAAUGAACAAAAUAUUUACGUGACAAUCUAAAAACAACCGGCAAAGAAACAAUCCAUGUUUUUGUCUGGUUUGUGGUAGGAACAAGUGUUGUAGCAGUGAAAUGCCCCUGAAUCAGAGCAAACACUCAGUCUUUCUCCUGUAACGAGUGUUUAUGCUUUGUACGUUUAUGCAGUUUGAUAUUUUAUUGUAUAUGAUGAUGCUUUAUAAAUGUUGAACCUUUUUGAAUAGUAAACAUUUCAACAGAAAAAUUUCAACUUUUUGUUAUUUCAUUGUUUAUUUAAUCAUAUAAA
This is a messenger RNA of Pimephales promelas (fathead minnow), 2180 nucleotides long. It is a transcript of the gene tram2, whose product is annotated as translocation associated membrane protein 2. Gene Ontology annotation, biological process: protein insertion into ER membrane; SRP-dependent cotranslational protein targeting to membrane, translocation. The record is from RefSeq and is a predicted model, not a curated record. Gene Ontology annotation, cellular component: endoplasmic reticulum membrane. NCBI's taxonomy places the organism in Eukaryota, Metazoa, Chordata, Actinopteri, Cypriniformes, Leuciscidae.